Molecule: messenger RNA, 5228 nt
Organism: Astyanax mexicanus (Mexican tetra)
Lineage: Eukaryota; Metazoa; Chordata; Actinopteri; Characiformes; Acestrorhamphidae
Gene: prune1
Product: prune exopolyphosphatase
Exons: 8
Coding region: 216-1565 (449 amino acids)
Cellular component (GO): cytoplasm
Molecular function (GO): exopolyphosphatase activity
Source: RefSeq, a predicted model, not a curated record
AACCCGUGGCCACGUGACGGGGGGCGCACAGCAGUUACGUUGGUGCGCGUUGCAGCUAACUGACACAGCCGUGAAUCUGCACUAACCCUGUGAAUAAGCAGCAGCAGUAGCGGCUCAGCACGGGGCUCUAUAAAGUACUACGAGCUUGUUUGCCGAACAGGAGCGUCUUCGGCCGCCUCAGAGGCUCUUCAGUAGCGCGGGUUUCCUCUGGGAGAAUGGAGGCGUAUUUACGGAGCUGCCGUGACGCGCUGCAGGGGCACAUGAAAAACAGCUCUGGAUCGCUGCAUCUGGUGCUGGGGAAUGAGGCGUGUGAUAUGGACUCCAUGGUAUCAGCCCUCACCUUUGCCUAUUUUCUGUCAAAGACGCUGGACUCUGGGAAAGCAGCAGUGCCUGUGCUGAACAUCCCACGAGCGGAGUUCUCCCUGCGCUCUGACAACAUAUUCCUGCUGAGAGAGACUGGCUUAUCCCAGGACUACCUGCUGUUCAGGGACGAGGUGGAUUUCAAUGGUCUGCAACAGCUGGCCAUUACAUUAGUGGACCACAAUGUUUUACCUCAAGCUGAUGGUGCGUUAGAGAAAUACGUUGUGGAGGUCAUUGACCAUCAUCGUCUAGAGAGAGCGCCUUCUCCCAGUUGUCCUGUGACUGUGGAGACCGUGGGAUCCUGUGCCACUCUGGUGACAGAACGUAUUGUCCAGAAGGCACCUGAGCUGUUGGACCAACAGGUGGCACAGCUCUUAUACGGCACUAUUAUCACAGACUGUGUGAAUAUGGCACCUGAGGCCGGAAAAGUCACCCCUAAGGACAGCCAAUAUGCCAUUCUGCUUGAGACGCGCUUCCCUAAGCUCCCUCCUAGGAACAUCCUCUUCCAGUCUCUGCAGAAUGCGAAGUUUGAUGUGUCAGGCCUCAACACAGAGCAGAUGUUGUUAAAGGACAUGAAAGCUGUCUCCGGGGGAGAUCUGAAACUGGCUGUCAGUGUUAUCUACAUGACACUUGAGUCUUUCCUACAGAGACAGCGUCUACAGCAGGAGCUUUGUGAGUUCUGUCACAAGUACAGUUACAACCUGGUGGUGGCCAUGACCAUCUCGUUCAUCGACAAUAAGGAGCCCUUCCGGCAGCUUGCGGUUUACAGUUCCAGCACACUCUACAGAGAUGAGGUAAGCAAAGCACUGGAAAAAGCCAAGAACCCCAAUCUGGAGCUCAGUCCAACGAGCAGUCCCUAUUCAGACGUGAAAGCCUUUGUUCAGGGUAACACGCUGGCUUCUCGCAAGAAGGUAUUACCCAUUAUUUCAGACUUUCUUAAAGACAGGGAGAGGAAAAUGGCCCAACGUGGCAACCUGGACGACCUGGAGCUGGAAGACGAGUGCGCACAGGAUCAGAGUGACUCUCAGCAGUGCUGUGAGUACGCUGCCAUAGAGGAAGACUCUGGGGUCCCUCCAACCCCCAUGAACAGCCUGGUCGAGGGCUGUCCUUUAGACAACGGCCUUCCAAAGAUCAGUGCAGAGGCGUUAGUGGAAAAGGUCAGCAAGAUCGCCUGUGAAGAAGACAGACCCUUUGAAGGACAAUGAUACAGGACCGAGUCUGUUGCUGAUCCCCACAGCUUCUGAAGAUGUUAGCCUUUGGAGAAAACCUUCUCGUACAAGGUGCACUGCUUAUACACGGAAUCACAGGGCACAAAACAAAACAAGGGCAAGAAAGGUCUGGAAACCUGACAGAGGUUCUUCUGCUGGUACAUGAGAAUGAAACAUUUGGACCGAUUUACUGCUUACGUACCUUACUGAAUGCUUUCAGGCUUAUUUAUAUUACAGUGUUUCUGUAAUAAGACGUAGAACUUUUAUUUGUAUUAUUUUUUAGCCUGCUUGAUUAUGCCAUGGACUCUCUACCAUCUGCAAGUUGAUAAAGCAGCCUUUGCUCAGGUCUUCUGACUCAUUAUUAAGAAAUUAUUAAUAGAAAUUGUUGAUUGCAGCAAAAUAUGAGGAAGUUAGAGGUGGAAAUAUGAUGACAAGACAGGUGAUUGUCUGGUUCAUUGCACCUAUUUUUUGUUAAAUUUUUCCUUUGAAAAAAUAUUAGUAAACACAAAUAAAAAAAAUGCAGGGACAUCUGACAUGAGCAUUGAGGGCUGCUAUUGAGGCAUGCAGCCACAGUGCACCAAGCAGAGAAAUGACCCUGCUGAAUUACAGUUUAUGUUGCGGGCCAUUUACAAACGACCUCAUUUACAGAUUUUUUUUUCUUUUAGGACUGAUUUACAAUUUUUUCACAAACUAUGUAGCAGUAUUAAUGCCAGAGUUGCCAUUACUCAUUUUGCAGCUGUUUUUAAAUAUUGAUAUUUUUCCAGCAGGCUCAGAGGGAAAUGCAGAACAGCCUGUGGUAAAUUUAAGUUAAACAGCGGACCGAAGGUUGACUGCUGGAUUUAUCGGUCUUAAUAAUUUAAGGCUAUAGAUAGUGUAGCUUUUCAUUAAAAUCUGCAUUCAAUAACUGUUAAGCAUUCAUGUUUCUUGCCACAUAUUAUGUAUCAGUGCCAUUCACUAGUUUGGAUCAUUACUAAAGGUAGUAAUAUAUUGAUUCCAUCCCUAAAACCUUAAAUGUUAGUCUCUAAUGUAAAGGUGCUACAAAAGAUUUGUUAAGUGAUGCUACAGAAGAACCAUUUUUAUCUCAGCUGAAUCACAUUUGUAAAAGAGAUGUGGGUUUAAAGAACCUAUUUUCAUGUAUCUAGCCAAUUUUUAAAGUUAUUUUUUCCUUCCAUUUUUGAAAAAUCUAACAUUUUUGCUCCAUACAGAUCUAGCAUCAUACCUUUACAGAGAAAGACAUCAACACAAAGAAAAAAAGAAAUGCAGGAGAUUAAUCUUAAAUUACACGCUAAUCCCUAGGCAGUGCCAUGCAAGCAAUGACAUUGCGAAUUAUAAACCUAAACAGAGCAUUGUGUACAUAAAUUAAUGAAUGACAUUAUACAUUUAUAUCAUGCUUUUCUACAACCCAAGCAAACUUUACAAUCAACACUCAUACAAUCCUUUAAAAAAAACACACCCAAAAGCAGCAGCCAAUCAAACACAGCAUACUCUCAACCGAAAACAAUCACACAGACCCAGCACAGAGUGGCUGUUUGUUUGCAUGUGUAAAUAAUUGUGUAAAUGUCUGUAUCCCCAGAUACAAUCACUCAUUCACACACCAGGACAAUUUAGAUGAAUUAAUUAUUCCUAGACUGUAAACCGGGAUCUCUGAUAGGAACCCAUGCAGACUUGCAACUCGAACCCUGACUUAAAGCCUGUGUUAGAACAUUACUUACAUGUAUUUGUGUGUUAAAACCUGAAAUGCGAUGUGUGUAUACACUGCAGUUUUAUGACUUGUAGUUCACUAUAUAUCAUAGGUAAGGAAAUAUUUAAUAUUCAUUCAGAAAAGAUCCUUUUGCCCCAUCUGUACAGUAAUUCUAAAGACAAAGUUUUCAAAAAAAUCUCCCAGAAAGCUCUAUUAUUAGAACGCUUCACUCACAGAUCUUUAUAAAACCAACAGUGGCUUUUCUGUGGCAUUUAUUUAAGAAUGUUUUGUAGCACUUAUUUUUAGACUUUGAAUUACAGAACUUUUAUUUCAGUCUUCCCUAAUGAAAAAACUAUUACCAAGUUAUUGCAUUUAUUAUGCAUUUAAAAAGCAUUGAUUUGUAGCCACGCGCUUGUGUGGAAGACACAAACAUCAAUUAUGAGAAUCACAUGCAUUCUCAAGGUUGGAAAGAGAUUUUACCUUCAAAUACCAAAGAGUACUAAUGCAAGCUUCAGAGCUUCAGCCUCUGUGUGACAGGGCUUUUUGCAGAAGGGCAUGUGCUAAAGCUGACUUCUUCAUAGCUUUAUUAUUGUUUUAUUUUUUUUGUGUGUUAAACAUAUUUGCUACACCAAGGAUGAUUCUUGUUUGCUACCACUUGAAUGAAAUCAAAUCAAAGUAUUUUUUUGUUGUUGUUUUUGUUUUGAACCAACAUAAAUUGAUUAAGAAGUAUUAUUUCUAGCAUGCCAAGGUAUCUGUUCUGUUCUAAUUUAAAUGCAGUCCUGUUGUUGAUUGUAUAGAGUAGUUCUAGGUGAAUACAGUGGUGUUGGUGAAGUCUCUUAUUGUGGUACUGGCAACUCUUGGACAAAACCCAUUGCUUGAAUUUCUAAUUUAAUGGAAGAGGUAUCGAUCAUGUUCACCAUUUAAUGAAUGGUGUGAAGUGUUUUAGUAAUGUACAUCUUGCAGUUUUACAGAAAUGUGUUAAUAUGUCAGAACAAUAGACUGUUCCCCUGCCAGCACUUUGCCAUUAAAACGAUUUAGAAAAAACUCCACAGGUGUAGUUAAAAUUACAUUCCAUUUUGGUCAAGUGUCAAAGACGACUUUAUGUAGUGGUUAAAAAUAUUUUAUUGGGAGGACAUAUUUUCUAAAGAACAGCUCUGAUAGUUUUUCCACAUCUUUUUUAACAACAUAGUGCUGGGAGGGGGUAUAUAUUGUAGUAUCACACGGUGGGGUAGAGUAACAAGGCUAAGUCGUAUUCCCAUUUAGCAAAUUUACAACAGGAAGAAAGCAUGAGACAUUCACCAACAAGCAGUGGUUCUUUCUUUAAAUAGUAGCCUACUGGCAGAGCUCUUAUUCACCUUCCACCCCAACAUCAUGAGGGUAUGCAAUGUGCCACCAGUGGGAGCGCCACAACUAAACUGUUUCAAGAUAAAAGGGCAGCUGCUUUCCUAUUGAACUCCUAAGACCCACCACCUGACCCUUAUACACUGUGCCGCAAUAAUAUAUAUAUACAGUCUAUGUUUGAAACUUGUUAUUUUUCCCGCAGAUGUGGAGGUAAAUCUAGUUGUUAACAGUAAUUUGUUCACAUGAUGUGUAUCAUAAAUCACUGAGAGUUAUCUAUUUGACAUUUUUAUAAAGGUCCUAAGGAUGUUGUGGAGCUACAAUAUGCCUGUAUGUGUUUAAUUAGUGAAGGUGUUUGCCUGUAAUGUAUCUGUUAGUAAUAUGUAGGAAUAUAGUUUUAGAGUUCAGACAUCAGAUGUCUGACAAGACACUGUAGUGUAAAGUAUAAAAUGCUUUUAGACAAUAUCUGACCAGAUUUAAAAUGCAUUAAAUGAUUCGUAUACAGUGUUGUUUAACUGAAGCUGGACAAUCAGGAGCACAAUCUUGUUAUUGUUUGUGCUCCAUGUUGAUUUUUAAAUUGAAAUCUCCCUUAAAACUUUGUAAUGUGGCUUAUUUGUUACAAAUAAAAAAAAAAUGACUUU